AUGGCUUUGGCGUACCAGCAGAUGGCAGCGGUAGCCGGAGCCGGUGUCCAAGGCAUGGCAGUCCAGUUUCCAGCUCCGGCUCCCGGCACAGUACCUGCAGUUUCCGGACAUGUGCCUUCUCGGACCCUCUUGGCCGGGCGUCCAAGCUACAUGCAGCAGUUUCCGGCCAAGGUGCAGUCGAACUUUUACAGGGCCGCAAGUUUCCACAAAGGGACCCAGCCGACCACGCCAAUGACCUUUGCUUACCCGGCGAAGUUCGGGACCAUGGGGGCUACCGCUGGCCCUGCGGUGCGACAGACUAUGCCUGCCUCGAAAGGCCGAUACUACCCGCUGGACCCUGCCAGGAUUCAGCAGUUGCCAUCGCCAGCUCACAAGGCCGCAGAGAAGCCGGCUGAGGUGGCUAUCAGAGUCGGAGAGAAGCAGGUGGCUAGCGGAGUAGAAAAGAAGCUGCCCCAGGUGGAGGAUGUGAAGCCCACUGAGGAGGAUGUGGAGAGCUGGCGUUGGAUCCUCACCAUUUCCAAGCCGGAAGAGCAGGUCCUGAAGCCAAACGAGGAUGCAGAGGAGGACAGCCAGUGGAUCGUCUCUCUCGCACGACCUGCUGGCUGCAAGGCGUUGCCCGUUACAGCCCACUGA
Symbiodinium sp. CCMP2592 is the source of this 633-nucleotide messenger RNA. The record is from the annotation of a GenBank genome assembly. Lineage: Eukaryota; Dinophyceae; Suessiales; Symbiodiniaceae.